AUGGCGUCAAUUCUCACCACAUCCAAGCGACAAUUCGCGUUUAACAGGGCUGACCAUGGCGGUUCCUUCUUGCGCCCAUCCACCAUCCUUGAAACCCGCAAAGCAUUCAAAGAGGGCACUAUCGAUGCAGCGACCUUGCGACAAACAGAAGAUGCACAAAUUACUGAACUCAUCGAGCAGGAGAGGGCGGUGGGCAUAAAGAGCUUCUCAGAUGGCGAGUUUCGCCGGGAAUACUUUCACCUCGACUUUAUCGAAAACCUCGAAGGCAUUAGGAUCAGCAGCAACCCGCUCACGGGGGACAAAGACACUGCGACCUUACCGACAAUCUCGGUCGUUGGGAGGAUAAAACACGUGAAGCCUAUCCAACUUAAAGAUUUCCAAUUUCUUCAAGCCCGGAUCGACUCGAGCAAAAAGGAAGUAGUCAAAGUCGCGAUUCCCUCACCAACGAUGGUGCACUUUCGCGGCGGCCGGUCAGCCGUCAGUUUCGAAGCUUAUCCCAACCUCGACGAGUUCUUUGAGGAUCUGGCGGAGGCUUAUCGGACCGAAAUCAAAAUUCUUGCCAAUGCUGGGUGCAAGUACCUCCAGCUUGACGAUACAAAUUUAGCCUAUCUCUGCGAUCUGAAGAUGCGCGAGGCGGCUGCUGGGCGGGGAGAAGAUCUCAACACACUUCCCAGGCAGUACGCAGAACUGAUAAAUUCGGCGCUGAGAGAUAGACCUGCUGGAAUGACUGUCGGCAUCCAUCUGUGUCGUGGAAACUUCCGGAGCAGACAUUUUGCCGAAGGUGGCUAUGAACCCAUCGCCCAAGUUUUGUUCCAGCUCCUCAAUGUUGAUGUCUACUUCCUGGAGUUUGAUACGGAACGCGCCGGAACUUUUGAACCAUUGCGGUUCUUACCGAAAGGCGAGAAGGUGGUUAUGCUUGGGUUGAUCAGUUCGAAAAUUCCGCAAUUGGAGGACAAAGAGAUGAUUAAAGCACGGAUCGCGGAGGCAGCAAAGUAUGCGCCAUUAGAGCAGUUAGCGCUUUCACCGCAAUGUGGAUUUUCAAGCACCAUCCACGGCAACGAGAUCACCAUCGCCGACCAAUGGGCCAAAAUGAGGUUAGUUAGAGAGAUCGCGACAGAGGUUUGGGGGUCUUCUUGA
Messenger RNA from Mycena indigotica, 1137 nucleotides. RefSeq names its product Meth-synt-2 domain-containing protein. The transcript has 10 exons. The record is from RefSeq and is a predicted model, not a curated record. The coding region runs from base 1 to 1137 and encodes 378 amino acids. Lineage: Eukaryota; Fungi; Basidiomycota; Agaricomycetes; Agaricales; Mycenaceae. Gene Ontology annotation, molecular function: zinc ion binding; 5-methyltetrahydropteroyltriglutamate-homocysteine S-methyltransferase activity.